Fulvia fulva is the source of this 408-nucleotide messenger RNA. RefSeq lists its product as uncharacterized. Lineage: Eukaryota; Fungi; Ascomycota; Dothideomycetes; Mycosphaerellales; Mycosphaerellaceae. Bases 1 to 408 code for a protein of 135 amino acids. The transcript has a single exon. The record is from RefSeq and is a predicted model, not a curated record.
AUGUGCGAGCUCAAUAAUGCGCGCACGGGGCCGAUUUCCAAGGAUCCCAUGGGCCCGACAGACCACGUCAACGAAGCUGAAGGAAACAGCUCUGCACAAACCGAUCCGAUUGUCAAGCAAGAGGAGUCAGACGCGGCAGCCCUAGCUCGAUCUGUAUCGUAUGAGUUUCCCAACACCGAGAUCACGUUGGCAGUCAGUAACAGUCCUCGUAGAUUCCUUCGCCAGUCUGCAUGGCAGCCACCCCACGUCGAAUCGCAGCAGCAGAGUCAAUCAUACGAAGAGUCUCUGCUCUCUUUCUGGGCAGCCACCAACGCGGAGAGAAACUUCCCUGGAUAUUUCGCCAACACCCGCAGACUGGAUGCUCUCCCUCAAAGCUCAGGCUCAAUAGCACCUGCAAUCGAGGUAUGA